UCGAUUGAAUUUGAACGUCUAUGAAAAAGAAAACAUUUUAAUAAAGCCUAAUUUAUGAUUGAACAUCAAACAUUUGUAUUGUGUAAAUGUGAAAAAAACUAUUUAAAUGAAAUGGCUUUUUAAUUAUCAUAUGAUAUUUCUGGAAUAUGGUUUCCGUACUAAACAAGGAUGUGGAUCAUAGCAAGCCUACUUCUCUCUCAGUCGUUUAAUUGAUAAGGUAGUAAACACAACGCAACCGCAAAACUCGUUAAAUCUGUGUCACACGUUUACCUAUAUGAAAGUGAACUGAAGUUUUACCUAUUUCUGAAACGGAUAUGCUAUUUGAACGUAACAGUUGACUUGUCGUUUAUCAGUUCGACCAUAUAAUAUAACAAUACCAGUGUGUAGGCUGUACAACUAUACACCGAUGUCAUUACGAUCAUUGUUCGACAGUGUAGCGAGCGCUGAUGGAAGUACUGCGCUUGUGGUGACAUUGACUGUGGGAUUAGGAAUUAUAGUUGUAGCCCGGAUGUCAACCCGGGGGAAGAGCAGGGGUGGCGGGCGGCCCCCCGGCCCACGCCGACUUCCUAUCCUCGGGAACCUCACCCAGCUGGCAGGAAAUGGGACGUUCUUUGAAAAACUGAAUGAGAUGAGAAAAACACACGGGGAUGUUCUUUAUUUAGAGCUAGGCGCUGUUAAAACCCUGGUCGUUUUUGGACAUGACAUGGUGAAAAGGCUGUUGGUCGAUUAUGCGGAUAGUUUUCAGUAUCGUCCAGUGUGGCUAGUUGAGAUUAAAAGCCUACAACUAUCAAAUGGCAUUGUCUGGUCCAAUGGAGCAGACAAUCAGAGAUUGCGCAGGUUUGCCUUACCCUGCGUGUUCCCGGGGGUCGGAAAACAGACCCUCGAGCAGCGUAUUCAGAUCGAAGCUGAAGCUCUGAUGUCACAACUGCACGAGCGGUCUGGGGACUCCGCGACUCUAAAGGACCUCUUCUUUAGAGCUAUUGGCAACAUCAAUUGUUCUGUGAUAUUUGGUAAAAGGUACGAGUAUGAAGACGCUGAGUUCGGAGAGUUUUUGGCGCUCAUGGACAGCCUACUACAGCGGCAGGGUGUCAAAAACCCUCUCAACUUCUUCCCCAUCCUCCAGAGACUACCCGAGGGGAAAAAGCCGAAAGCUACCAGAGAAGUUCUGUCUAAAGUGAGCGCGUUCCUGCACCGGAAGUUGGUGGAGGCACGCACAGACUUUGAUAAGGACAACAUCCGGGGACUUCUGGACAUGUACUUGGCUCAGGAGAGUGAUGACAAUCCCAUCAAAGAGGAGAAUGUCUACCACAUUGUCCGGGACUUUUUCGUGGCUGGCACAGAAAACGUGGCUAUUGCGCUCGUCUGGCUCGUAGGAUAUACGGCACGUGAUGAGAACGUGCAAGACACGUGCCGGAAGUGCGUCAAAGAGUUUUUGGGCGAGCGUUCCUGUCCCGGCAUGGAGGACAUCAAACACAUGCCGUAUCUGGAAGCCACGGUCAACGAGGCACUCAGGCUGGCGUCCAUCACGCCCCUGUCGGUGCCCCACGCGACACAGGAGGAGGUGGAGUUCGAGGGUUACACAAUCCCUCGUGACACAAUGGUGCUUACGCACAUGCAGUCUGUUAACCUUGACCCCGCCUACUGGGAGGAGCCGGACAACUUCCGGCCGGAGAGGUUCAUUAAGGAUGACGCUGUUGUGAGCAAGGAAGCAUUUUAUCCGUAUUCAAUUGGUCCUCGAUAUUGUCUAGCGGCAAAGUUGUCACAAAUGGAGCUGACUAUAAUGUUCGCAACAUUAAUUAAACACUUCCGGUUUACGACGGCUGCCGGCGCGGAGGCGCCCUCAUUGAGACAUACACAGCCUGGAGCAUUCGUAGAACCGGAAACGUUCAAAGUCACCUGGUCAUCUGUUUAAAAGAGGAAGUUAAUACACUAAUAUGGUGAAAUAUACCUAUGUAUUGAGGGUAUCCGAUGUAUAAGUUAAGGUAGUCAUUUUAUAGAGCAUUUGACCAUUAUGUUAACUUGUGAUGGCUUGUGCUGGUAUUCUUUUUGUUUUAUUUUAAAUGGUAUAAAUUCCUCAUUAUAAAUAUUUAGAUAAAAUUACCAAAAUAACGAAUGUUUAAUAGACAUUCUGGUUAUUAAUUUUUUUCCUGAUUUCAACUGAAUUCGGACCGUAAGAUGACCUUCUUUCAAGACCGAAACGGUUUAUGUGUAAUAGUGUUUGCAUUAAGACUCUUAAACCCUUUAAAACUAUUAGUUUGUUACCAGGGGUCUCAUAUUUAUACAUCAGAUACCUUAAUCAAUUCGACCUGUAUCACGGUUCUGUUUCAUCAGGCUGGCACUGUGAUGCCGGCUAAUAUUGAAUAAUAAUCAUAUUACAAUACAAAGAUUGUAUAAAUGUUGUAUUUAAUAGCAUAUGUCUUUAGAGGUAAAUUUUGCUUACACUCGAGGAAACUUUCUCCACGGGACCAUUUGGAAUGAUUUGGUCACAUUAGUUAAUUAUUGAACGUAACUAUGACUUAUACAGCACUUCGAGUUAUCAUAGGCGAUAUGGUAAUAUGUGACCAUCAAUAUAACUAUUAAUUACUGUCAAAAUUAGUAGUUUAUCUACCAGAAUUUGUAAAUAGCUAUACAGUAUUGUCAUUACAUGCACAUAUAUAAAUAUAGUAUUUUAUUAUAUGCUUUCCGGAGGUUAACAGAGAUUUAUCAGAGAAAUUAAAUUGAUAGUUUCACUUUUUUAAAUUUAAGCCCGCUCUCAGUUCCAAAUCAAACAACAGCGCGCACAGGGCUGGGACACAAUUUUAACGACGUCAUUUCCGAAAUGACGUUACGUGCGCAUAUAAAUUGGCGCGUUUUUCUAUAGAAGUGUAAUUAAAUGACCCUUUACUCCAUUUCUUGGCAUAUAUUAAAAAGAAAAAAAAAUAUAUGUUUGUUUCAGUGAAUGAUAGCAAUAUAUUUCACCUCGUGAAUACCAAAAUUGAAUAUUUCACUCGUGGCAAUGCCACUCGUGACAUAUAUCUUUUGGUGCUCAAUCGGUAAAAUAUGUAGCGAUCUUACAUUGAAAUAAACAAUUAGUAUCUAUGUAUAUAUAAAUAUCAUCACUGUUACUUUACAUGUACACCGCAAAAUAAUCGCCGCCCUUCAUUUCCUUCUUCGUAUUAUAUUUUUUGAAGAAAAAUAAAUGAUAUAAAUAUC
Molecule: messenger RNA, 3192 nt
Organism: Mya arenaria
Lineage: Eukaryota; Metazoa; Mollusca; Bivalvia; Myida; Myidae
Product: cytochrome P450 2J6-like
Exons: 9
Coding region: 407-1912 (501 amino acids)
Biological process (GO): xenobiotic metabolic process
Cellular component (GO): cytoplasm; intracellular membrane-bounded organelle
Molecular function (GO): iron ion binding; oxidoreductase activity, acting on paired donors, with incorporation or reduction of molecular oxygen, reduced flavin or flavoprotein as one donor, and incorporation of one atom of oxygen; heme binding
Source: RefSeq, a predicted model, not a curated record